Messenger RNA from Entamoeba dispar SAW760, 1074 nucleotides. RefSeq lists its product as uncharacterized. Gene Ontology annotation, molecular function: chitin binding. Lineage: Eukaryota; Evosea; Mastigamoebida; Endamoebidae. The coding region runs from base 1 to 1074 and encodes 357 amino acids. The record is from RefSeq and is a predicted model, not a curated record. The transcript has a single exon.
AUGGAUAUUCAUAUGCUCAUCUUGGUUUUGAUUGUUGCUACAUCUACUGCUAUUCACUGUGGGAAGGGUUUCAAGAGUUGCCCUUCUGGGCAAUGCUGCUCUAUAUGGGGUUAUUGUGGUAAAACUAAUGAUUAUUGUGGUACUAAUCGAUGUGAAUGUGAUUGCAACGGUCAGAAAACCUGUAUGGAUUCUUCUUGUAAAAUUAUGUAUGUCACUGGUGUUGGUGUCCAUCAACGUGAUGGUCCUGGUAUUACAUAUGGAAGGAGUAAAGACUUCCUUAAGGGUGAAUCUGUCUGUGUUGUUUCCACUACCAACGGUUGGUCCAAAUUGAAUAAUGGGAAGUAUGUUUCUGCUGAAUAUUUGUCAUCAAAUAAUCCUUCCUCUGUUUCAAAUGUUAAGAUUAAACACACUAAAAUUAGAGAUGCCCUGAAAUCAACAAAAUGGAGCAGCAAGGCAGAUGCAUUGACUCUUGCUUAUGAUACUGCCAUUGAUAAUGGGUACAGCAAUGAGGCAGCAGUUGGUCUCAUGGCUAAUAUUGCAGCAGAAGGGAAUUAUGGGAUUGUUGAGUAUGCUUUCUCUAAGUUACAUAACUUCGGAUUUCGUCUACCUUCUGGUAGUACUGAUGGUAAAGCUAAGACAAUUGCUGAUAUCAAAUAUAUUAGAGAUUGGACUACUGAUCCUAAUGCUGGUUUUAAAAAGAUGACAAGUUAUACACUGAACAAAGGAUCAUGUGGUUUUGGCUCUGUCCAAUGGUCUUUCAAACGAAGAGUUAGUUUUGCUAAAGUUUGCUUAGAAGUUAUGACUAAAGACUCUGAUGUUAAUGACAAUAACUGGGCUAUUGCUGAAUCCAAGUUUAUUUCUAAGGAACUCAAAGAUAGUUACUACAAUAAAGUUGCUAAUGCUGCAAAAAAGGCAGGCAGUACCGUUGAAGCUUGGGCUGAGGCUUUCACAGAUUACUAUGAGAGACCUGCUAAAUCCGAUGGUAACAUGUCUGCCAGAGGUAACGAGUGUAAAAAGCGCAGAGGUAUUGCCAGAUCAAUCUACGAUCACUUAAAAAGUCAGAAUGCUUUCUGA